AGUCUUGUUUGAAUUGCCAAUAGUCGCACUUCAUAUAAUGGCAUUUUUAACUUUUAUUCUUUUCAUAAUCACAAGUCUUAUAGUUUGGUAUCAAGCGAAAUAUUAUCGAAGAAAUAUUUUACUUUCGAAAAUUCCUGCAUAUAAAUCUUAUCCAAUUGUCGGUAGCAGUUUUUCACUAAUUGGAAAAUCUGCUUCUGAAUUGUUCGAAAGUUUUCAAGAUGCUACAGCUAAGUUGGGACCUGUUUGGAGACUUGAUAUUAGUCCGUUCAAGUCUGUUGUAUUUGUUAAAGAUGUGAAGAUCGUUGAAACAGUUUUAUCAAGUCAGAAAUUGCUCGAUAAAUCGACGGGAUAUGAAUUUGUGAAAGGAUGGCUUAAUGAUGGUCUUUUGUUAACAACCGGAAAGAAAUGGCAUCAAAGACGACGCAUUAUUACUCCAGCUUUUCAUUUUAAAAUUCUUCAACAAUUCACUGAAGUUAUGGAUCGUCAUGGAAAGAUUUUCGUAUCUAAUUUGAAGAAGUGUGAAGGUCGAGAAAUUGACUUUUUUUCUCCGGUAUCACUCUACGCACUCGAUGUAAUUUGUGAAUCAGCAAUGGGAUUCAAAUUAAACGCUCAAAUGAACUCUGAAUCGGAAUACAUUAAAGCUGUAGCAGAAGUUUCUCACAUCAUAUUUUUACGGUCGUUUGAUCAAUUUAAACGAAUCAAUUUCUUAUACCAAUUCACCGAAAUGUCCAAACGAGAACAAAAAUUAUUAAAAAUUCUUCACGAUUUCACUGAUUCUGUGAUUGUUUCACGACGGAAAGAGUUAGAAGAAGGUACAAGUCAUGCAGAUAAAAAUGAAAAUGAUUUUGGGAUCAAGAAGCGAACAGCUUUCCUUGACCUUAUGUUGCAAUCGCAAAUCGACGGAAAUCCUUUAAGCAAUUCAGAUAUUCGGGAAGAAGUUGAUACUUUUAUGUUUGAGGGUCACGACACGACUAAAAGUGGAAUUUGUUUCAUUUUAUACAAUCUGGCAAAAUAUCCUGAAAUUCAAGAAAAGGUUUUCGAAGAAUGCAGAACGAAUCUUGGAAACGAUCCACAACAACCAGUGACAAUGAAUGAACUCAACAAUUUACACUACCUCGAAAUGGUCAUCAAAGAAACUCUCAGAUUGUAUCCAUCAGUUCCAUUCUUUGGUCGCAAUUUGAAAGAAGACACCACACUCGGUCACCUGACACUCCCCAAAGGAACAAGCGUUAGUAUUUCACCGUUCUUCUUAGGAAGAGAUCCUGAAAUUUAUCCAGACCCAUUGAAGUUUGACCCACUGAGAUUUGAAGUAGAAACCAACAAUGAAAAGAACAACCCGUACGCUUAUGUUCCCUUCAGUGCUGGUCCAAGAAAUUGCAUUGGACAAAAGUUUGCCAUGUUGGAGAUGAAAAGUAUCGUAUCAAAAGUGAUCAGAAAUUUUAAGGUUUUUAUUUCAAAAGAACAUGAAAAUCUUAAACUGAUUUCUGAGUUGAUCUUAAGACCAGAAAAUGGAAUUGUUUUGAUGGUGAAAAGCCGAUUUUAAUAAAUAAAACAAAGUCAGUUUAUUUUAGAAAUUA
This is a messenger RNA of Clunio marinus, 1577 nucleotides long. The record is from the annotation of a GenBank genome assembly. NCBI's taxonomy places the organism in Eukaryota, Metazoa, Arthropoda, Insecta, Diptera, Chironomidae.